Molecule: messenger RNA, 534 nt
Organism: Paramecium sonneborni
Lineage: Eukaryota; Ciliophora; Oligohymenophorea; Peniculida; Parameciidae
Source: the annotation of a GenBank genome assembly
AUGGGUUGUGAGGAAAUCGACCUCUAUUACAACUAUUAAGUAUUUUAAUUAUUUAAGAAUCAUAAGCUUCACCAAUUUCAAAUGUAAAAGAGCAAAUUCUAGCAUAUAACUCAUAAUUUUUAUUGUACCCAAGAAUUUUAAAAGAUACUUUUAUGUUUUAAUAGAUAAAAAACAUAGAAAAAAAUGAUUAGGUCAAGGAGAAACUUUUUGAUAGUCAAAUUAAAGGAGAUGGAUAUUAGCUAUUCUUUCGGAUGUAUAAUAUUUAUCUAUUAUAAAGUAUGUAUGCAACACCUACUAUAAAUGAACUUUCUUUGGAUGCUAGAAUGGGAAAGAUUUUCUCUAUUACUUAGAGGAGUGAAAUAUGGAUAGAACGAGAGAAGAGUACCGAGUACAAAAUGCUACUUAAAUGUCUGGAAAACAGAUUUAAGGAACUUGAAGAUGAAAUAUACAAGAGCGAAGAGGACCAUAAAACAUUAAAAUAUUCGAAAUGUACAAGCAAAUCUGAGCUCUAAAUACAAAUCUGAUGAAGCUUGA